Lytechinus pictus (painted urchin) is the source of this 3624-nucleotide messenger RNA. RefSeq names its product asparaginyl-tRNA synthetase-like. NCBI's taxonomy places the organism in Eukaryota, Metazoa, Echinodermata, Echinoidea, Temnopleuroida, Toxopneustidae. The transcript is spliced from 12 exons. Gene Ontology annotation, biological process: asparaginyl-tRNA aminoacylation. Bases 1 to 1479 code for a protein of 492 amino acids. Gene Ontology annotation, molecular function: ATP binding; nucleic acid binding; asparagine-tRNA ligase activity. The record is from RefSeq and is a predicted model, not a curated record. Gene Ontology annotation, cellular component: mitochondrion.
AUGGCAUCCUCCUGUGCGCAUGUCGUGUGUAGAAGGCAGGGCAUGUUUUUUAAAAGACUGGGCAUUUUGCAGGGGAAACCAAUUUCAGUCAGGAAUUUUAGUGACUCACAUUCUGCCAAUAACAUCAAAGAUUUGAUCGGUCAUGAAGGAAAUGUUGGAAAGGACGUGGAAGCAAAGGCAUGGAUCAGAGGGUUGCGACAGCACAAAGGAGUUAAAUUUUUAGACGUAAAUGAUGGUUCCUGUGCCCAGGAUCUCCAGGUGGUGGUCAAACCGCAAACUGUCCAGAAUAAUAGUGAAUUUACAUUUGGAAGCGGCAUAGAGGUCAAAGGUCAAAUUGUGAAGAGUCAGUCUAAAGGUCAACCAAUAGAACUGCUUGCAUCUUCAAUUCAUGUAACAGGUUCCUGUGAUUCAGAGGCGUAUCCCUUCAAGGCAAAAGUAAGGCAUCCCUUGGAGUAUACGAGACAGUACCCUCAUCUGAGGUCAAGGACACCUGUCAACGGCGCCCUCACAAGGGUACGGAGUGCUGCGACACUUGCCGUUCACAAUUUCUUCCAAGACGAGGGAUUCAUCAAUGUCCAUACUCCGGUGCUGACCUCGAGUGACUGCGAAGGUGGAGGGAAUAUCUUCCGAGUCCAGCCUUCAGAUGAUGUAAAGGAAUAUAGUGAUGAUUUCUUUGGAACUCCUGUAUACCUUCAAGUGUCUGGACAACUUCAGCUGGAAACAAUAGCAUGUUCUCAUACAAAGGCCUACACGUUUGGUCCAACGUUCCGGGCAGAGAACUCAAGGACAAGACGUCACUUAGCAGAAUUCUAUAUGGUUGAAGGAGAGCUUGCUUUUACUAAAUCAUUACAAGAUAUCACUAAGGUCAUGGAAGACUUUGUGAAAUCAAUUGCCAAUAACGUCUACACAAAGAGCGCAGAGGAUGUCCAAUUUAUUGGGGACAGAAUCAAUGAAGGAACAAAACAUGCAGAAGAAGUACAAACUGCAUUGCAGAAACCAUUUACAACACUCUCGUAUACAGAAGCCAUCUCAGUAUUAGACAGACAUAAAGAUCAAUUUGAAUACACACCUUCAUGGGGCAUUGACCUGCAGUCAGAACACGAGGCCUUCUUGGUUCGUCACUGUGGGAACAUCCCUGUCUUUGUAGUGGACUACCCGCAGGAAAUCAAACCAUUCUAUGCUAGGCUGAAUAGCGAUGACAAAACGGCAGCGGCUGUAGAUCUGUUGGUUCCGAGAGUAGGCGAGUUGAUCGGUGGUAGCUUGAGAGAGGAACGUCUUGAUGAACUCCAGCAUAGAAUAAAGCACCUGGGACUACAGGAUUCUGAUUACCAAUGGUAUCUGGAUUUAAGACGCUUUGGAACAGUUCCCCACGGUGGCUUUGGACUUGGGUUUGAGCGCCUGCUGCAGUACUUACUUGGUGUGGACCAUAUACGAGAUGUCAUUCCCUUCCCACGAUUCCCUGGCUCCUGCCCUCUCUGAUGGUAGCUCCACGCAGCUGUCAAACUUCGAUAUGGGGAAGUCUUCCGAUCGUGGUGUAAUGGUGCUGAUUUUACCCGACUGCUAAGAAAGGAUGAUGAACGUCUGCUAGCAACCAGAGGACAGAUGACUUUGCAUCCUUGCAGAGGGACUUAGACAUGAGGAUCAAGGAAACCAGGAAGGGGAGGUGUUUCACAAAUAUUUAAGUGUGACUUAAUUGUUAGGUGCGCAGACAUGCCCCCCCCCUUCAUACAAAUAUUGUGGAAAUUCAAAGGUCUUUGCCUUCAGACUACUAAAGGCUUUGAAGAAGUUAGUGCAAUAUUAUACAAAUAAUGCCCGGCUCAGAGUGCGUUGGGUCAGCAUGCGAUAACCUAUUGUCUGGAAACCAUACAUUUAUGUCAAUGGGUCUUCAUCAUCAUUGCCCCAUUGUGGCCUUGGAUUAUCACAGUUUUAAGGAUAAAUGAAAAAGAAAUAAUUUUACAUUUCAAAGUCGGAAAGGCAACAGUCCUCUGAUAAUGCAUUGCGUUAUGCAGGCAAAAUUAUCUAAUUAACAUGGGAUAUUUCUGUCAUAUUAAUCAAAUUAAAUCUACCAAGAGUCAUCUAUUUGUAUUAUCCAAUAUGGGACUUAAUGCGCAUUUGCUACUCAUGAACCAUUUUUAUUAUGUUUUAUGUUGACUUUUGUGUAGUUUUAAGGAGCAGGUCCAAGCUAUUAACUCUGUGCUUACAGUUAACAGUAUCUGAAUUAUCAAUUGUUUUAUUAGUAGAUGCAAACUCUAUAAGGCAUGGUUACUAGGAGUCAAAACAAUGACUUGAGCAUUGGGUUCGAAAUGAUUUGCAAGUAUUGUGAGGCUUAGAAUUAUGAUCAUUUAGAAAUUGGGGUGAGUAUUUUAGUCCAGGAUAGAAGGGGUCGAACCUUGUUUUUUUAUAUAUACAAUGUUUUUUUAUGGUUUCUUGUCAAUUCGAGGGUGCUGAUUCCGAAUCUGAAUGAUGCCACUCGUGUAACCUUGAGCAUUUUCUGCAAAUUGGCAAAAUCCAAUAUGGCCGCCAAAAUAUUCAAAUUACCCAUGAAAAUCAUAAAAUUGUCCACACAUUGGCUUUAAAGUACAUGCAAUUGUGCUGCCGGAGUGAAAUAAUAUCUUAAAAAAUGAUUUUUGUCAAAAUAUUCAUUUUCUUGAUAUCAAAAUGGCCGCCACCAUAGACCCCUGUACAAUAUGAAUGGGGAAAAUUAAUUUUUACAAAAUUGAGCACUGAAAUGCAAGUAAUUAUGAUCUAUGCAGAGCUGCCAAAUAGUACGAUUUUGUCGUAUUCCGUACGAUUUUUCACUUGAAAUACGACACUAGGAUUUUUAUAGAUAAAAUACGAUUUUUUGAAAAUAUAGCUAUGGCAAGGCUCGACAUUACAGAAAUACACCUCGGGCAAUCAUUAAUGAAAAAUGUUAAGUUUUGGUGGCCCGAAUCGGGCAACCAAUAAUUUUCAAAGUAGCGCAAUUUUUCCUCCGACUUUUCACGCAUUUAUCAACUUUAUACAGUUCAAAUUGCAACCAAUUCAUCAUGCGCCCUUUUUGUUGAUCUACACACAAAUACACACACACAUGACAGUACAUAGCCUUACCGCUAUAGCAUACAGUAGCUAUUAUCCUGCCGGCCGGCUGGCGUGAGCUUUGCAUGAAACCACAGCAGCUACAUGUAGCUAUCUGUGCGCUAGCAGCUUAUUCAGAUUCGGGGAGCUACGAUACGAAAUGUUGCUGCUAAGAAAUCUUCCACAGAACUUUGAAAAUCUAUGUCAAAGUCACAUUUUACACCAAUGAAAUGCCCUUCUACAGUCCAGAUUACUCAAAUCUGGUGUAAACUGAUUAUCUGCAAGCAUUAAAAACAGGAAUUAUGACCUCUCUUUUGACUCAAAAAGACCGAUUUCCAAAUGUGUUAAUACACAUAAAAACACAGGUGAGUACAUCACAGUCCCACAUGUGCAUUUGUAUGUAUGUUGAUACUUGGUUUCUUUCGAAGCUGCGUCUUUUCUAGCAAAAAAUAAGCAGACAGUUUCUUUCUUUUUUGUUUAUAAAUGACUUCUUAAAUCACUCUUCAUAAAGAAAAUACUUUGGGAAGGCAUUUCAUUGAUAUGAAAUGUGAAUUUUUCAAACAUUUUGGC